AUGAGAAGACUCUUUCUCUUCUCUCUCUCCUUCUUCCUCUUCUUCCACUCAUUGUCCUCCUCAAGAUCUUCAUCAGAAUCUCACAUCUUCAUCUACGGUGGAUGUUCACCGGAAAAAUACACACCAAACACUCCUUUCGAAUCAAACCGCGACACUUACCUCUCCUCCGUCGUAACUUCCUCCUCCGACGCCUCCUUCAACAGCUUCGCCGUCGGCAACGACUCCUCCUCCUCCUCAUCAUCCACCGCCGUCUUCGGCCUUUAUCAAUGCCGUGACGACCUCCGAUUAUCAGACUGCACAAAAUGUAUCCAAACCUCAGUCGAUCAAAUCACUCUCCUUUGUCCUUACUCUUACGGUGCUUCUCUCCAGCUCGAAGGUUGCUUCUUACGUUACGAGACCAACGACUUUCUCGGGAAACCAGACACGAGUCUUAGGUACAAGAAGUGUAGUUCCAAGAGCGUUGAGAACGACUAUGAUUUCUUUAAACGGAGAGACGAUGUGUUGUCGGAUCUUGAGUCGACUCAACUCGGUUACAAAGUUAGCCGGUCCGGUUUAGUCGAAGGUUAUGCUCAGUGUGUUGGUGACUUAAGUCCUAGCGACUGCACGGCUUGUCUUGCGGAGUCUGUCGGAAAAUUAAAAAAUCUUUGUGGCUCGGCGGUUGCAGCUGAAGUCUUCUUGGCUCAGUGCUAUGCUCGUUAUUGGGGCUCUGGCUACUACGACUUCUCUUCAGAUCCAACUAACGGAGAUCACGUGGGGAAAUCUAUUGCGAUCAUCGUAGGAGUCAUUGCUGGAUUCGCAAUUCUCGUUGUUCUCCUCUCCCUCUGCAGAAACUCUAUGCAUUGA
Messenger RNA from Microthlaspi erraticum, 843 nucleotides. The record is from the annotation of a GenBank genome assembly. Lineage: Eukaryota; Viridiplantae; Streptophyta; Magnoliopsida; Brassicales; Brassicaceae.